Rhipicephalus microplus (southern cattle tick) is the source of this 3997-nucleotide messenger RNA. RefSeq names its product cyclin-dependent kinase 1. NCBI's taxonomy places the organism in Eukaryota, Metazoa, Arthropoda, Arachnida, Ixodida, Ixodidae. Gene Ontology annotation, molecular function: cyclin-dependent protein serine/threonine kinase activity; ATP binding. Gene Ontology annotation, biological process: G2/M transition of mitotic cell cycle; mitotic G2 DNA damage checkpoint signaling; protein phosphorylation. Gene Ontology annotation, cellular component: nucleus. The record is from RefSeq and is a predicted model, not a curated record.
CACUCUCGCGAGGUCUCGCACGUCCGCGCAGUCGAAGCGGGCGAAAACGAACGUCUUCUUCGGCGCUCGGUUCAAAAACUGGCCGUUGGAGCUGUGCGUGGUUGGUGAGGGCCAAUCCUGGCAGUUUUCUCGUAAUUUUCGCCCAGUUAAUACGCAUCACUGCGGGGAUAUUGGUAAGCCAAGGCCGCCACCACACAAUGGACAACUACGUCAAGGUGGAAAAGAUCGGUGAAGGUACGUACGGGAUUGUGUACAAGGGAAAGGACAAGCGUGAUGGGUCAAUUGUGGCACUGAAGAAAAUUCGUCUCGAGAGUGAAGACGAAGGUGUUCCAUCUACCGCUAUUCGUGAAAUCGCCCUUUUGAAGGAGCUGAGACACAAGCACAUUGUGAGGCUGCAAGAUGUGCUCAUGGAGGGAAGUGACAAGAUCUACCUUGUGUUUGAGUAUGUUUCGAUGGACCUGAAAAAGUACCUUGAUGGAUUUGAAAAGGGUGUGAAGCUUGCCGAAUCUCUUGUCAAGGACUACUUGAAGCAGAUUUUAGAGGCCAUCUUGUUCUGCCACCAGCGGCGUGUGCUCCACCGUGACCUGAAACCCCAAAACUUGCUCAUUGACGAGAAGGGCACAAUCAAAGUGGCUGACUUUGGUCUUGCCCGUGCUUUUGGAAUACCUGUCCGUGUCUACACCCAUGAAGUGGUUACCCUGUGGUACAGAGCCCCUGAAGUACUCCUUGGUGCUCAGCGAUACUCCACUCCAAUCGACAUUUGGAGUAUUGGUUGCAUUUUUGUGGAAAUGAUCAAUCGUAAACCUUUGUUUCAUGGAGACUCCGAGAUUGAUCAGCUUUUCCGCAUUUUCAGGACCCUGGGCACCCCAACGGAGGAGAACUGGCCACAUGUCGCCCAGCUUCCAGACUACAAGCCAAGUUUCCCCAGCUGGAAGGAAAACAUUCUGCACACACUUCUGCCUGACAUGGAUAACAAGGGCCUCGACCUGCUCAACAAAAUGCUGAUCUACAAUCCUGCCAAGAGGAUCUCUGCAAAGGAUGCCCUCAAACAUCAGUAUUUUGAUUAAGCCCUUGUCUGGUCUUUCCUUUCCACAGUGCAAGCUCUGUACUGAAUAAAGUUAGUUGUGGGCGAAACUCCAUGUGCCACCUUGGGGUAAUGUAUUGGAAGAGGGAUCAAGGUUCACCUGCACUGUAUAAUGGAAUUGCAGAUAUGUAUUUUAUACUGUUUCAUUUUACAUAUUUUGUAGAACUGAGUCUAUGUAUAUUUUAUGCGGUAUUUCUUUUUAUGCGACUUUUUUUGUACAGCUUCCUUUAUACACUUUACAAACCCAACUUGUACAGUUUUAACAUUUAUAUGUGCAGCACCUUACCGUCUUUUUACAUGUGUGCUGUCGUAAACAUACAGCUGUAAGUCUGGCUAACUGGAGUUUUAAAAUGAAUAGGAGGUUGGGUGGUGUCCACACAGAUGUGCUGCAGUUUUUAUUUGACUGAAGUGAUCAGAGAUUGAAUCGGCUCAACUUCCCAAUGAAAGCUUGCUGCAUUCCCCCCAUCUUCUGCACAAUUGUUUUUCUUUAUUCUUAGAUUUCGCCUUUGUCGAGGUUCUUGUGGAGCUGUUUUCUUUUAUGCCUUUUGUUGUUCAUAUCAUGUCGCUGUGUUCCUUUGCUAUAUGAUCGACUCGUUUGUAAUUAUAGUAUGUGUCCUCUUUUUUAUGAAAGUUUUAUGUUUACAGCGACAUCUGUGUUGCCUUGCUCUUUUUACAUGUUUUAAGUUAAUUAUGAUGUUUUUAUUCUUGCUUUCUAUGCUUUGUCCAGUGUACUUGUACGCACUUUGUAACACCAGCCUUAUGUCUAGCAAAGUUGUGUAGGCAGUUGACCAUGUGUCACAGAUGAAAAACUCUGGAGUGCUGCAAUUUCUUCCAUUUAUUGACAUUUUCAUUCAUGCCUCAAAGACUCAUAUUUUCAAAAUAUGAGGGUAUAGACAUCUGGAAGUUUCGAUUUUGCAUAACUGAAAGUUUGUGUGGCCUUCAUGUUGCAAUGAGGGCUGGUAAUAUUUUAUUAUAUACAUAUCCCCUCCAAAAGAAGACUACAGUAAAACUCCAUUAUCAUGAAGUAAUGAAUACAGCAAAUACUUAGUUAUUUAAUCUGUACUUUAAAAAUGUAGUGCUGCCCCUGAAAAAGUUGUGGUAAUGUGGCUAGAGCUCGCAACACUGGCAUUGAAGUAUGUGUACAAUUGUUUCUGGCAAAUUGUAACUGGAACUCCUACUGCUGUUGAAAAGAUAUGAAUGUAUGCAUUUGUGAGACUUGAAAAAGAUUUGACACUACAAAACUGGAAGGAUGCAUCAUAAGCAACACAGGUUUUCUUGUCAAUUGUAUGCCUUCAAGUUAAGAUGAAACAGCCUCUUUACAAUAGCUGUUCCAAAUAUAAGGUUCCACUGUUGUUAUAUGAUGAAACCAUAUUUCAGUUCCACAAUUUUGCUUUAUUGUCAGGUAUUCAGUGUGUGGUUUAGUGUAGUCGCAUGACUCACAUUGAUGCCAAGGAAAGAAACAAUGCUUUGAAAAACAGCAAUUUUCGUACUUUUAGACCCGCAUGUUUAUACUCUAAGCUGGCCUUUGUAAUGUUGUCUCAUGGCAUUAGGUUGUUCGAUCUGAAACCUGCAUUGUUUUAGUGGCAUAACCAAAAAAACAGGGUUCCUUAAAGAAUGCUUCAUCGCAAUAGGGGUUUACUGUAUCUAUAUAGAUAUGUGUAUCCCUAUAACUUACGGGGAAUGCAUGAAGCAUUUCUGUGGCCGCUUUGAAGAGUAGAAAGUUUCUGUCGUUACCUUGCAACUGCCGUAGCAUAUGAAAAACUUGUCCCUUUGUUUUAUUUCAUUUACUGUUAAUGCCACUUACUUUUUUGGAAUAUUUUUUCAUGCUUUGAUUGCAUGUGCAAGCUCGUAGAAUGGCAGUCUUUUGUGCUAUUUUUUAUCUCUUCCAAACGUUUGUGCCAAUUAUACUGUACACCGCAUUUCUUCUGAAACCAUGUUCAUACUUGUGAAAACCUGCACAUGAGUGCUCUUGAUCAUUUCUUUAUGUUGGUUGGUUGGAUAUGCUUGAGAGAUUUUCAGCAAACACUGCCACUUCUUUUCAUUGUUGUCAAGAGCUAGAUGUCCUUUGCUGUGACAUAAAUUUUUUUCUUUAAACCUUCAGCUCAAAGGUAUCUGCAUAUUAGGGUUUUGGGUGAGGAGUGGCAAUUGCAUGGGCUGCAUUUGCUUCAGUGGGUGUGGUGGUGAGAGCAGCCUGUGCUUUUGGCUUCUAUCCAUGUAAGCUUCAGAUUCCAGUAGCAUUUCCUGUCGGGAAAGAAAUGAAUAGACUAUCGCAAAAUGUUUUCACGUGUAAAAGCACCAGUAUAGGAUUUUUUGAAUAACAGGUCAGCUCUGUAGAUGGCACUUUUUUUAUCAUUGGCAUUACCAUUCGUUAUUAUAGAAGGAGCUUUUAAUUGUUUGUCCCACUGCCAAUCCAGUUGCACAAGUGCAUAUUUUUUCUGUAUAUGUAAUAACAAUACAUACAAAAGUUGAAAUAAGGUGAAAACGUGGAAAAUUUGUAACAAGUGUCCACGUAUGUGAACGCGGGUAACGCCAGUUACAACAGGUCCAUCAUUCUUCUUUGUAUUUGGAAACCUUGCCUUUGUAAAACAACUUUUCCAGCACAUUAGUUAUCAUUAUCACUACUUAUCAUUGAUAUCAUUAUCGUAAACAUUAACGUGGCCGCUUGCAAACAGCUUUGAUUCAACAUUUUCACUAUCAUUAUCUACUGCCAUCAUUAACACCCUAAUCGCCAUGUUGAAUGUUUUCAUCAUCAUUAUCACUAUUCAAGACCCAUUUAUUUGCUUGCCCACAGCAUUCAUGUUUACAUUCAAACUGAAUGGUUUCAUAAUCGGCAGUAGCGUUGGGACAGUGGGUACCCAAAAAGUGUGCUUGUAGCAUUUAUCCAAAGAGUGUUAAUAAAAGGCUCUUCUUCAA